AGACACAGAUGCAGUGAAGUGUCAGACGCUGUUCUUCUGAAGUUUAACAACUUUUCUGCAUCAGGAUCAAAGUCAGAAUGAAAAUCUUUCAUUUUCUCUUCUUCUGCUUCUUGUCAGAUUCAACUGAUCUCGUCAAGGCAAAACACAAUAUUUGGUCUGCAGCUGAAGGAGCAAAUGCUUCACUUAACUGCCACAUAACUUUACCUGGAAGCACAAAGUUCUUCUGUAAGGAAAAAUGUGAGCGAGAUGAAGAUAUCCUCAUUAAAACAGAUGGAAGCACAGCUCAGAGUGGGAGAUACAGCAUUAAUUAUAAAGAUGGAUCUUCAGGAAAAGGAAUUGUGUCUGUGACCUUCACACACAUGAUCAAGUCUGACUCAGGAAUGUACAGGUGUGCUUUGGGAAAAUCUUCUGUUCCAGAUAAAUACAAUGACUUUGAGGUCAGAGUUUCAAAUGAUCUGGGUAAAAAUGUUGGUUUUUAUCGCACAGUAACUGAGGGAGAAAACAUCACAUUGGGAUGUUCCAAUACUGUGUAUGGACAGAGGAAGUUCUUUUGUAAGAAUCGGUGUAAGAAUAAAGGGGAGAUCCUCAUUGACACAACUAAUAACAAAUCUGAGAGUGGAAGAUACGACAUUGAAUACAGACCAGGAUCUACAUUUGGACUGUAUGUGACCAUCACACAGCUGACCAAGUCGGACACAGGACGGUACAGGUGUGGUUAUGGAAACCCUCUGUCUCCAGAUUCAUACGACAAUAAUGAUGUUCUUGUCAUCGAUGCGACACAGAGUGAAAGUGUCACUCCAGGAGUCUCUACACAUUGUCCUGACUCCUCCUGGCUUCUGGUUGUGCGUGCGUCCUUGGAUGGUGUUUUGCUGAUGGCUGUUUUCCUCAUGCUCUUCUACAUUAGUAAGACAAGGAGGAACUUUGGACUGAACACCAGAGAAAAUGACACAAACAUGGAGUUAUUUCAGGUAUGAUAACUUGAAUCCAACCUCCAGACAUAAAGAGUCCAAAAGGACCAGGACCAAACCUUCUCUGCAUUAUUAAAGACCAAAAUUUAAAAUUUUGUUACUUAACCUGUUUUCAAUUUUG
Messenger RNA from Oreochromis aureus, 1089 nucleotides. Its product is annotated as polymeric immunoglobulin receptor-like. Gene Ontology annotation, molecular function: transmembrane signaling receptor activity. The coding region runs from base 78 to 974 and encodes 298 amino acids. Gene Ontology annotation, cellular component: plasma membrane. Lineage: Eukaryota; Metazoa; Chordata; Actinopteri; Cichliformes; Cichlidae. The transcript is spliced from 5 exons. The record is from RefSeq and is a predicted model, not a curated record.